AUGAAUGUCACACAAGGAAAGUUGGAGAGUAUUGAAAAUGAUCUGAAAACUUCUGGCUUACGGGAAAGCGAAGUAAUGGAGAAACUGAAGUCUGCUGAAGAGAGUCUUGAGCAGAAAGGAAGAGAAAUUGAUGAAGCUAUGACGAAAAACAUGGAGCUUGAAGCUUUGCAUCAGUCUUUAAGUAAAGACUCAGAGCAUAGACUUCAAAAGGCAAUGGAGGAUUUCACUAGCAAAGAUUCAGAGGCCACUACUUUGACUGAGAAGUUGAAAGACUUGGAAGGCAGAAUAAAAUCAUAUGAAGAGCAGUUGGCUGAAGCAUCUGGCAUAUCUUCUUCUUUAAAAGAGGAACUUGAACAGACUUUGGAAAGACUCGCAGCUGCAGAAUCCGUUAAUGAGAAACUCAAACAAGAUUUUGAUCAGGCAGAAGAAAAGUCUUUGCAGUCAUCAUCAGAGAAUGAACUACUAGCAGAGACAAACACCCAGCUAAAAAUCAAAAUUCAAGAACUUGAGGGGUUACUAGGUUCUGGUUCUGUCGAGAAGGAAACUGCAUUGAAAAGGUUAGAAGAGGCAAUCGAAAAGUUUAAUCAGAAAGAAACAGAAUCUAAUGACUUGGUUGAAAAGUUAAAAACUCAUGAAAACCAAAUCGAGGAGCACAAAAAGCUGGCUCAUGAAGCAUCAGGAGUUGCGGAAACUAGAAAAGUUGAGCUUGAAGAGGCUCUAUCAAAACUGAAGAAUCUUGAAUCUACUAUUGAAGAGCUCGGGGCUAAAUGCCAGGGGCUUGAGAAAGAAAGCGGGGAUCUGGCCGAGGUAAAUUUAAAGUUGAACCAGGAACUAGCCAAUCAUGGAUCAGAGGCCAACGAGUUGAAGACAAAGCUCUCUGCCUUGGAGGCUGAGAAGGAGCAAACAGCCAUUGAGCUUCAGGCUUCAAAAACGACUAUAGAAGAUCUAACAAAGCAGCUUACCUCUGAAGGGGAGAAAUUACAGUCACAGAUUUCUUCCCACGCUGAGGAAAAAAACAAAGUCAAUGCAAUGUUUCAGAGUACCAAGGAUGAGCUCCAGUCAGUUAUUGCGAAGCUUGAAGAACAACUAACCGUAGAGAGCUCUAAAGCUGAUACUCUGGUGUCCGAGAUUGAGAAGCUCAAGGCAGUGGCUGCUGAAAAGUCCGUUCUGGAAUCACAUUUUGAAGAACUUGAAAAAACUUUGACAGAGGUCAAAGCUCAGUUGAAAGAAAAUGUUGAAAAUGCAGCUACUGCGUCUGUAAAAGUGGCGGAACUUACCUCAAAACUGCAGGAACAGGAGCAUAUCGCUGGUGAACGGGAUGUGCUCAAUGAGCAAGUGCUUCAGCUUCAGAAAGAGCUUCAAGUGGCUCAGAGUUCCAUUAAUGAACAGAAACAAGCACACUCCCAGAAGCAUUCAGAGCUUGAGUCUGCAUUGAAGCAAUCAGAAGACGAGAUUGAAGCUAAGAAAAAGGCGGCUGCUGAAUUUGAAUCAAGGGUCAAAGAUCUUGAACAGAAAGUGCAGCUCGCAGAUGCUAAAGCUAAGGAAACGGAGGCAAUGGAUGUAGGUGUUAAAUCUAGAGACAUUGACUUAUCCUUUUCUUCUCCAACAAAACGACAGAGCAAGAAGAAGUCAGAUGCAUCUCCUUCUUCUUCUUCUUCUUCGAGAAACGUUACUACUGCUACUCAAACAGCCUUGCUUGUAGGUCAAGCAAUUGUCCAGCUAUUGUAUUCAAUUAAAAAUGAAAGGUGA
Messenger RNA from Camelina sativa (false flax), 1749 nucleotides. The record is from RefSeq and is a predicted model, not a curated record. NCBI's taxonomy places the organism in Eukaryota, Viridiplantae, Streptophyta, Magnoliopsida, Brassicales, Brassicaceae.